This is a messenger RNA of Molossus molossus (Pallas's mastiff bat), 4888 nucleotides long. RefSeq names its product 6-phosphofructo-2-kinase/fructose-2,6-biphosphatase 3 (gene PFKFB3). Gene Ontology annotation, cellular component: cytosol. Lineage: Eukaryota; Metazoa; Chordata; Mammalia; Chiroptera; Molossidae. The transcript has 16 exons. The record is from RefSeq and is a predicted model, not a curated record. Gene Ontology annotation, molecular function: 6-phosphofructo-2-kinase activity; fructose-2,6-bisphosphate 2-phosphatase activity; ATP binding. Gene Ontology annotation, biological process: fructose metabolic process; fructose 2,6-bisphosphate metabolic process. Bases 401 to 1945 code for a protein of 514 amino acids.
CCAGGCGGAGCGCGAGGGAUCCUAGCAGAGCUGGAGAGGAGGCGAGCGGGCUUAGACCGUGGAGGACUCGAGCUGGCGGACGGGAACUGCGGCGGCUGUCACUGCUCUCCGAGCAUCCCGGGGACUUCUUGAGUAGACGAGCCCGGCCCUGCGGGAGCUCCGGGUGCACCCCCAGACCUCCGCCCCUUUCGAAGCGCUCGUGGAGCCUCGCGCCUCGGGCGAUCGUUCGUCAUUUAGCACAAAGCACGUUUUCAAAUAGCAGCGCUAGGGAGAGCGCCCGGGCCGCGCUCCCGCGCACAAACUCCCUCUUUUCCUUUGUUUCUGGGGGUCGACACGCUGCUCUCUACCCCAAGUCUGAAUUCUUCUCAAGGGGAGGGCAGGCCGAGUCUAGGCUGUGAAGAUGCCCCUGGAGCUGACUCAGAGCCGGGUGCAGAAGAUCUGGAUCCCGGUCGAUCACCGUCCCUCGCUGCCCAGAUCCUGUGGGCCGAAGCUGACCAACUCCCCGACAGUGAUUGUCAUGGUGGGCCUCCCAGCCCGGGGUAAGACCUACAUCUCCAAGAAGCUGACUCGCUACCUCAAUUGGAUUGGCGUCCCCACGAAAGUGUUCAACGUUGGGGAGUACCGCCGGGAGGCCGUGAAGCAGUACAGCUCCUACAACUUCUUCCGCCCCGACAAUGAGGAGGCCAUGCGAGUCCGAAAGCAGUGUGCCUUCGCUGCCUUGAGAGACGUCAAAAGUUACCUGACGAAGGAAGGGGGCCAGAUUUCGGUUUUCGAUGCCACCAAUACCACUAGAGAGAGGAGACACAUGAUUCUUCAUUUUGCCAAAGAAAAUGACUUCAAGGUGUUUUUUAUCGAGUCGGUGUGCGAUGAUCCUACAGUUGUGGCCUCCAAUAUAAUGGAAGUGAAAAUCUCCAGCCCGGAUUACAAAGACUGCAACUCAGCAGAGGCUAUGGAAGACUUCAUGAAGAGAAUCAACUGCUAUGAAGCCAGCUAUCAGCCCCUCGACCCCGACAAAUAUGACAGGGACCUGUCCCUGAUCAAGGUGAUCGACGUGGGCCGGCGGUUCUUGGUGAACAGGGUGCAGGACCACAUUCAGAGCCGGAUUGUGUACUACCUGAUGAACAUCCACGUGCAGCCCCGCACCAUCUACCUGUGUCGGCACGGCGAGAGCGAGCACAACCUCCAGGGGAAGAUCGGAGGGGACUCGGGCCUGUCCAGCAGGGGCAGGAAGUUUGCCAAUGCCCUGAGCAAAUUUGUGGAGGAACAGAACCUGAAGGACCUCAAGGUGUGGACCAGCCAGCUGAAGAGUACCAUCCAGACGGCAGAGGCCCUUCAGCUCCCCUACGAACAGUGGAAGGCGCUCAAUGAAAUCGAUGCUGGUGUCUGUGAGGAGAUGACCUAUGAGGAGAUCAAGGACACCUACCCCGAGGAGUACGCUGUGCGCGAGCAGGACAAAUACUACUACCGGUACCCCACUGGGGAGUCCUACCAGGACCUGGUCCAGCGCCUGGAGCCAGUGAUCAUGGAGCUGGAGCGGCAGGAGAAUGUGCUGGUCAUCUGCCACCAGGCCGUCCUGCGUUGCCUGCUGGCCUACUUCCUGGAUAAGAGUGCAGAGGAGAUGCCAUACCUGAAAUGCCCCCUUCACACUGUCCUAAAACUGACACCAGUCGCUUAUGGUUGCCGGGUAGAAUCCAUCUACCUGAAUGUGGAGUCAGUGAACACACACCGGGAGAGAUCAGAGGACGCAAAGAAGGGACCUAACCCACUCAUGAGACGCAAUAGUGUCACCCCACUAGCCAGCCCCGAGCCCACCAAAAAGCCUCGCAUCAACAGCUUUGAGGAGCAUGUGGCCUCUACCUCCGCUGCCCUGCCCAACUGCCUGCCCCCGGAGGUGCCCGCGCAGCUGCCCGGACAACCUCUGCUAGGGAAAGCCUGUUUAACAUGAAAGGCUCCCAGAGCAGCGUCGACUCCUCCCGGACACACUGAGGCAGACCCAUCGGUUCCAUUCCAUUUCCGUUCCUGCAGCGUAGGUAGGGCUCUUCCAUCCGCCUGAGGCCGACGAUCCCAGCGACUUCUCCCAGAGAGGGCCAGGUGGCAUAGAAGAGGGUUCUUCUAGGGGUCUUCUGGCCGAAGUGAACCUGUGCCCCCAUCAGCGCUGGGGUGGCCGAGACCCCCACACACCUUUCCCGUGUGCGAGCAGAAUCCAUGCUUCUGUGUCCAGCUUCGGCCACCCCCACCUCAGGCUCGCCCUGCUGUCCAGGGCUGUGUGGCCUCGCUGACCCUCCACAAGGCUUGGUAAGGACGAUGAGCAGUGGAGGAGGUGAGAGAAGGCCCUGAGGAGGGGACGUUGGCGCCUCUGUGCUGUUUUGUUUUGUUUUGUCUCUGUGACCUUGGCCUGGAAUGUUCCCAGCUGGGGAGAUGACACUGGCCCCAGAAUCCUAAUGUGAAAGGGGCCUAGAUCCCAGAUGCUGAAGGUUCUGGGAUGUUGAAAACCUUCAUAAGAUUCAUUCAUGCAUCUCAGCCCGGGAUGCUGACGCGCGAAGAAAGGGUGCCUGCUGGGCGGGGCCAGGGGCAGAGCCAGCCUGCAGGUGCGGACAGGGGCGCCUGAGCUGGACUUGCUUGUCAGCUAAGCAGUGACCCUCGACGUGUCUACACAGCUUCCCAGGUCUGCGCUCGGCCUCUGAAGAUGUGAAGGACAGUCUGGCUGUGUUGGCAAGAGGAAAUAGCACCGGGCCUCACCCUCCCGGGGAGCCAUGGAUCCCUCUGCUCUCAGGCCUGGAUCAGAGGCCCCGGAGCCCCGGGCUACUUGCUUUUUACAUUUUUUUUCUGGCAGAACUGUGACCUGAAAGUCAUACCUUCUCUUCAGGAACUUCGAUUUUUGGGGUUUUGUGUCCUUGGGGGCUAGGGCCCUGAAAGAAUGUGGGGAGUUGGGCAUGCCUGUAUGAGUUGGGGCGCUCAGAGGACCUCAGUAAACCGGCUGGGAGCGAGCACUCAGAUCACUGCAAGACAGACCCUGGGAGACAGCGCGGAGAGGAACAAGGAUCCAGCCGCCUUCCUUCGGGAUGUUCGCCACCGUCCAUGUUUCCCAGGUGGGGACAGUGGCCCCGGCCAGGCCUCGCUCUAGGCCACUUUUUCCAAGAGGCUGUUCACGGUGUCCUGGCAGGACUCAGCUCAGUGCCACACACUUCCAUCGCGCAGCUGCUGUGUGCCGGACAUGAUGUUGGGUUACUCGGGGAAUGUCCUCUGUUGCCUUAGUGGCACCGGUGACGUUGGGGGGGGGCAUUCAAAGCAGGGAUUUGGGGACAUGUGAUUCUAAAUACCUGUAGUUUCUGUCUGCUGGUUUCUCCUUGUUGCCUCCAAGUACAGAGGGAGGGAGGGGGUGUCCUGAGGCCCAGAAGAAACACAUUGGAGACCCAGCAUUUGUCCAAAUGAUCCUAUAAGGAUCUUUCUAAAAGCUGGUGCCAAAAGUCACCUUCCUUUCCUGCUCUCUGCGUUUGAGCCUGGCCCCCUCACCCCUCUGCACCUACAAAAUAGCAGAGGGUGGGGAUGCAGCUUGGACAGCUGGGGCGGGAGGUGGCGAGAACAACCAUUUCUGUUUUGUUUGGGAGGAGCUUUUAGAGCAUGGACGUCCCUCUGAUCGGGCUCACGUGGGAAAUGGGACGCGCUUCAGGUACUCCAUGAUCAAAUCUGAAGUUUUCACACCAAAUUGUUCAGCUCCUGUCCUCCUGCUUGGCAUCCUGCCUGAGAGGAUCUGUAUGUACCUUCUGUGCAACUAAAGACUUGUGUUAUUUUUUUCUCUUUCCUGGAAUCUUGAGUCUAGUUGACGUGAGUGUGUGUUUGUAGGUUGGUCAUAUUUUUAGGCAGAGGAGCCUGCAGUUCUGCUCUUGAGAAUGACGUCAUUGUGUCCCGCUUUCUGGACUUCUAUUCCUGGUGGUCAGAGCUAACUCUGAUUUUGGCCUCUUGAGGCUGAUGUGAGCGGGACUGUGUGAAGGUGCAUGCCCCUGACGGCCUGAAGCAGGUAAACACAUAAACGAGGCUUUUCCUCCCCCAGAACAUAGUAAGGGUCUGGGUGGGGCAAUGGAUGGGGAGGGGGCCUUGGAGAGACCAGGUGAAAGCUGUGGUCUGACCUCUGAGGAGGCGCUGGACGGAGAGUGUGGGGGCUGCAGGCAUGGAGCGUUGCUCUUUUAUUGCCCCUCACCCCUCACCCCCAAUCCUGAAAAAUACCUGGGACCAAAUUUUUUUAACUUUGCAUUUUUGUUUUUGGGAAGGUAGAUGCCUCUCCUUUUACUGUCCUGAGAUCAUGGACAAAAUGCUUCAUUGAGGGGAGGAGAAAACUGUUUGAACCACACCAAUGAUGAUUUCGUUUGUAAUACUUGAAAUUUAUUUUUGUAUUAUUUUGAUAGCAAAUGUGCUAUUUAUUUAUUUAAUGUGUAUAAGGGAGCUUGAAAACAGAAAACUUUUUAGAUUGGAUUUAUUGUUUGUCGGUUGAUUUGGGGCCUUUAUGUGCGACUUGCGGACUUCUCUGCGUUCUGUAUGUGGGUCUGAAUUAGUUUCCUGGGACAGGGCUGUACCAGCUUUCCAACAGGGGCUGCCUUUUAGAAAUUUGUAUAUUUUGCAGUUGCCAGAACAAUAAAAUACCUGGUUGAAAUACACUGAAGUGUACCUCUGGUCCUUUUUGUGGGGAAGAAGACUCUUUAAUCGACACUCGUGGUCAGUGCACCAAGUUUCUGCUCCUGAGCUAUUGCCCUGUCUCUCCACCCACUUCCUCGAAACGGGACGUGCAGAUCCCAGCCGCCUAGUGCCAGCAUUUGGGAAGCAAUAAGCUAUGUCAAGUUUAUUUAUUUAUUUUUUAAUCCUCACCCGAGGACAUUUUUCCAUUUUUUUGUUC